Molecule: messenger RNA, 531 nt
Organism: Acanthocheilonema viteae
Lineage: Eukaryota; Metazoa; Nematoda; Chromadorea; Rhabditida; Onchocercidae
Source: the annotation of a GenBank genome assembly
AUGACAAUGAUAAUAAGGACGAUGCUAGCAGCAGCAGCAGCAGCAGCAGCAGCAACAGCAGCAGCAAUGAUUGAUGAAACAGUAAGAGGUACGACGAUAUCACCAGCUAAUGACAUUGAAAGUGAAGGCGAUUGCCUUCAAGAUGUACAGCGAAAGAAGAGGAAGAAAGGAGUUGGUACGGAAUAUAAGGUGUUAAAAAAGACAGUGAGAGAAGUGGAGGGAGUUGGAGGUGCACUCAAGGGUAUGGCAAGCAACAAGCGUACACCACCGGUAGACACCGUUAACAGUAGUAGUAGUGGUAGUGGUAUUGGUAGUGGCUGCAGUUGUACUACUACGGUGGCUCUAUCGCAAUGUCUUCAUCACCGUCGUCACCGUGGGACCAAUGAGCCGUGCCUCGCUCUCCAAACUUCCCGUCCGUCAUCAUUCAGAAGCAGUCAUGACCUUCUGUUGCGGACUCGAAUAGGCAUAAGAAUUGUAUCACUAAGGACUGCUACACUUUCCACAUCGUAUGUUUGCGACUGUAUUUGUUGA